AUUGGUGGAAAGGAUCGAAGGAAUCGGUGAGGGGUCCCUGAUAUCACCGAUAAUUGAUCUUGCGCAGCUUCAUCGACACUUUCGAAAAUCGGUUUCGGAUGUCCGCGCGGCGGUAAACAGCUUACGUCGUCCUUGCGAUCUCUCCCAAACCUGUCGCAGAGCUCCAUGCCGCAGAGCUUUGCCGGCUGUCCUACAAGUCCAAAUUGGUGACGCAAGUUUGCAUACCGUUCGUAGGGCUGUGUGCAUGCCUUCGGCGCAGCCCACUCCACUGGGGCUGCUUUUUGAUCCUUUGACCUGCAUGUGCCGCAGUUCUGAACGAUGGCUGAUGGUUUGCCUGCAUGGCACGACAUCAGUCCACGGAGCGAAGUGCCGAUGUCAAAGGAGAUGGACAGGUAUACUGCGAACUCGACUUCGCUCUGCGAAAAGUGCUCUGUGCUAGAUUAUGAGCAGAUGAGAUCACAAGAAGGUCAAGCACAUCACGAGAAUUGGACCAAACUAACAAAGUCGGCGAGCAGUGGUUGCCGUUUGUGCACAUUUUUCACACUUGCUCCUCUCCAUCCAAAAACGUCUUCUCGCUCGGUGUUCUACUCGGACAGUAGUGGACCACUUCAUUUCAAGAUCUUGCCGACCUAUAAGCGCGAGGAAACAUGUCUUCACGUGUGUGUGCCGCAGGACAAGCGGACGGCUGCGAUAUACUACCUGUAUCUUUCGACAACAGACAACGCACGAGAUGGUCAGAUUGGCGACAUAAAGAUGAUCGACUCAGAACGUGACCGACUUUCUUUGACGGCGGUUGAGAAGAUAUCCAUCUGGCUUCAGACUUGCCAAACUGAGCAUCAUUCAUGUAGGUGGCGAGCUAGAUCUAAGUUGCCAACUCGCGUAGUGGAUAUCUCUCCAACCGGUAUAUCUGGAGGUAUCCGACUGGUUGAGGGACAAGGCAAACCAGACGUGGAGUACGUUGCACUUAGCCACUGCUGGGGGAAUAUGCCAUUCAACAGAUUUGACUUACUAUCGAAGUGCGACACUUUCAACAUAGAUUCUCUGCGAGAUGGCAUCCAAAUAGACUUACUUCCCAAGUUGUAUCAAGAUGCGAUCGAACUGACUAGGGCAAUAGGAAAGAGAUACAUCUGGAUUGACUCAUUAUGCAUCAUCCAGGACAGCAAAGAAGACUGGGCGUCCGAGUGCGAACGAAUGUCCGACAUCUAUUCCAACUGCUAUAUGGUCAUCUCCGCGAUGUCUUAUGAGAACAACGAAAGAGGAUUCCGCCACAUACUUCCUGAAGACGUACCUCCCCACUACCCGCUCUGUGCACUGCCCGGGCAUCCUGAAACACACGUCCAUGUACGAUCCGCAAUCGACCACAAAUCCAGAAUAGACUUUCUGAAGUACCGAGCAUGGGCAUUUCAAGAACUGCUGCUCUCUCCACGGGUCCUGCAUUUGACUUCCACUGCUAUGGCCUUCGAGUGCGAUACAUACACACAGCUAGAACGCGGGCCCAACAGUGACGUUCUAUAUGGCAUCGACACUGAGAGAAAGCGACUUGUACACGUAGCCUCCGAUUUUACUGGCAAAGACUGCAACACCUACUAUGAUCGUUGGCUUCAGCUCGUCCAGUCAUACUCACAAUUACAGCUGACGUACAAGACCGACCGACUACCGGCUUUGUCCGGCAUAGCAUACCUUGUGGCAUCGAAGACAAAGGACACGUACAUUGCAGGACUAUGGAAGGAAGAUAUAGCGGCAGGCAUACUCUGGUACGUGUGGCCUUGCCAGCCAGCAACACCAACCUACGUCGCUCCAUCUUGGAGCUGGGCAUCUGUCACCUCAGCAUGGACUUUGGAACCAACACGACGGCGCUUUGUCGACAUCAAGAUGAUCGACGUACAUGUGAAGCUGUCGACCAGCAACCCUUAUGGCGAGAUCUCGGCCGCGUCCCUGACAGUGUCUGGUCCUCUGAAGCGGUGCGACACUAAAAAUCUUAUCAAAAAGGGGCACCGCUACUAUGUGCUGAAGGGCGAGAAUCUAAGCAAUGUUCGGUUUGCUCUCGACACAGGCCAGAAGAACGACGUUAAGUCUCAGGACGUUUGGUGCCUGGACUGCACAAUCGACAAAGAGCUGGAUAUAGGGAUAGCUCGUUCAACGUUAAGAAGAGAGACGUUUUUUCGCCCCCAUGGUCUCUUGUUGAUCCGGCUCUCCAAAGAGGAGCAUACAUACAAGCGAAUCGGCGUGUUCGAAGUCUUCGAGAUUCUUCAUAAGUGUACGAAUUGGCACGAGACUGGCUUUCAAUCGAUGACCGUAAAGAUCAUCUGAAUAGCUGCUGGAUUGCCACCCAAGUCUGGAACAGAUCAGCAUGUACUUAGCUUCCCGGUCUUUGGCCCCUUCGCACACAAGCAAGCCCCGCAAUCGUGACACAUGCUAGUAGCCCUGCAGCACAGCCAGCACGGCUAAACAUCUCAAGGACAGAUGAGCAUAAU
Messenger RNA from Didymella exigua CBS 183.55, 2474 nucleotides. Its product is annotated as HET-domain-containing protein. The transcript is spliced from 4 exons. The record is from RefSeq and is a predicted model, not a curated record. The coding region runs from base 319 to 2310 and encodes 663 amino acids. NCBI's taxonomy places the organism in Eukaryota, Fungi, Ascomycota, Dothideomycetes, Pleosporales, Didymellaceae.